Molecule: messenger RNA, 682 nt
Organism: Impatiens glandulifera
Lineage: Eukaryota; Viridiplantae; Streptophyta; Magnoliopsida; Ericales; Balsaminaceae
Product: zinc finger protein ZAT12-like
Exons: 1
Coding region: 12-659 (215 amino acids)
Biological process (GO): response to chitin
Source: RefSeq, a predicted model, not a curated record
AAUAUAUCAUCAUGGUACAUCAUGUGGGUAUGAAGAGACAAAGAGAUCAGAUGGCGGAUCCAAACUUAACCAACAUAGCUAACUGUCUCAUGAUCAUGGCUCGUGGAGGAGGGGACUUCAUCAACCCUAAUUACAUCCACCACCAGGACGUGGUGACCCACGAACAGGCCGCGGGUACUCGGGUCUUCGAGUGCAAGACCUGCAACCGUCAAUUCCUUUCCUUCCAAGCACUAGGGGGCCACAGAGCCAGCCACAAGAAGCCGAGGCACACGGGGGACUUGAGUCUGCAGCCGUCUCUGUCUCUAAUGAUCAGUUCCCAGCAGCCGGCGACAAAACCGAAGCCUAAACCGAAGACCCAUGAGUGUUCCAUAUGUGGCCUGGAGUUCGCCAUAGGGCAGGCACUUGGAGGCCACAUGAGGCGGCACAGGGCGGCCACACUGGCGGAGAACCAGCCCGCGGAUUUGUCCCUAUCUCCUCCUCCUCCUUUGGAAACUCCUCCACCCGUAUUUGUGCCUCAUGUGUUGAAGAGAUCGAACAGCUGUAAGAGAAUAUGUCUGGAUUUGAACUUGACGCCUAAAGAAAAUGGAAUGGAUAAUUUUCAUCAAUUCAUGAAUAUCAGAGAUCAGAAGGUUUCUCCAAUCCUUCAUUGUUAUUUUUGAAUUAUUAUAUAACUAUAUAUAUA